Molecule: messenger RNA, 199 nt
Organism: Symbiodinium necroappetens
Lineage: Eukaryota; Dinophyceae; Suessiales; Symbiodiniaceae
Source: the annotation of a GenBank genome assembly
AUGGCGCUGGAGUGUGCCGGAAUGGCACAGAUUCUGAAGGUACUCGCCAGCCAGAAGUUUGGCGCCAUCACGCCGCUGCAGCAUCUACAUCAGCUGAACCCCGAGAUUGAGCAGCCCAGCCGCGACGACGCGGGACUCUUUGCCAGUGAGGUCAUCACCAUUGAAGGGCUGAGCUCGUAUUGUGGCACGACGGCGAAAG